Messenger RNA from Heteronotia binoei (common prickly gecko), 1008 nucleotides. RefSeq names its product C3a anaphylatoxin chemotactic receptor-like. Gene Ontology annotation, molecular function: N-formyl peptide receptor activity; complement receptor activity. Gene Ontology annotation, biological process: positive regulation of cytosolic calcium ion concentration; phospholipase C-activating G protein-coupled receptor signaling pathway; complement receptor mediated signaling pathway. Gene Ontology annotation, cellular component: plasma membrane. The transcript has a single exon. Bases 2 to 973 code for a protein of 323 amino acids. NCBI's taxonomy places the organism in Eukaryota, Metazoa, Chordata, Lepidosauria, Squamata, Gekkonidae. The record is from RefSeq and is a predicted model, not a curated record.
CAUGAACAUCUCAGACGCUUACCAACACAACAACACCUCCAGGGUGGACGAGGCCAUGCGCCAUAUCGCCAUAGUGACCAACGUCAUCAUCCUUGUCUUGGGUGUGUUCGGCAACGGGCUGGUGGUGUGGGUUACCGCCAUGAGGAAGAAGCGUUACAAUUUUACUUCGACCUGCUAUCUCAACCUGGCUGUGGCAGACUGUCUCUUCUCCCUAGGCCGCAUCCCCGCCCUGGUACAGGAGGUCAUGUACGGUCACUGGCCCUUUGGUGAUCCCUUGUGCAAACUCCAUACCUUUGCACGCUACCUCACAGUCUUCGCCGGAGUCUUCAUCCUCACUCUUAUCAGUGUAGACCGCUGCUUGCUGGUGGCACAACCCGUCUGGGCCCGGAACCACCGAGGGCCUCGCUUCCAGGCCCUAUUGUGUACUGGGGCUUGGAUUGCAGCUUCAGCCUUCAGUUUCCCCUAUCUGGUGGUCCGGGAAGUUACCCUCAAAGAUGGAGCAAUGUCCUGUGUAUAUCGGAGAGAUCUCAAGAUCUCCACAGAGCUGCCCCUGAGGCUAAGCAGGUUCUUUGGGGGCUUCCUGGUACCUUUUGUCAUUAUUCUCUCAGCCUACCUGGUUCUGAUCUUCAAGCUUCGCAACCGACGCUGGGAAGGGUCGCACCGAACCUUCGGUCUGGUGGCUGCCAUUGUAGCGGUGUUUUUCAUCUGUUGGCUUCCUCAUCAUGUCGUAGCGCUUGUCAGCACCGUGGGGGGUUCCAAGGAAUCCUGGGGCAUCGCCCUCAAGCUUUCAAAUGCUCUGGCCUACCUCCACAGCUGUAUCAACCCUGUGAUCUAUGUCUUGGUGGGUUAUGUCCGGAGCCAAAGACUCCACCGCCGAGCCUCUUUCCUUGGGCUGUUCCGGAAGGCUCUAACAGAAGAGGAUGAAAAUUCCACGGGGGCUGAGGUGUCACGGAGCCUUAAUCAGAAGGCCUAAGGUGCAGUUAGACACUCACAUUCUAGUCUCACUGG